Molecule: messenger RNA, 4587 nt
Organism: Dipodomys ordii (Ord's kangaroo rat)
Lineage: Eukaryota; Metazoa; Chordata; Mammalia; Rodentia; Heteromyidae
Gene: Slc9a2
Product: solute carrier family 9, subfamily A (NHE2, cation proton antiporter 2), member 2
Exons: 11
Coding region: 194-2584 (796 amino acids)
Biological process (GO): regulation of pH; sodium ion transport; proton transmembrane transport
Cellular component (GO): membrane
Molecular function (GO): sodium:proton antiporter activity
Source: RefSeq, a predicted model, not a curated record
CCGUGGCUGCGCGUGCCUUUCCCCACCGCCAGCCCUGCGCUGCGGAGACCCAGCCCCGCUGCCAGCGGAGAUCCCGCCCCGGUGCUGUCUGGCUCGUCGCAGGGGCCAAGCUGGUGGCGCUGUCCCAGCGCGAUGCGCUGAGGACGCACAGGGCCAGGCUGCCGGCUCCUUGUCUGUGCCCAGAGCAGACCCCAUGGAACCCGUGGGUACCGGGAGGAGCCUACGGGCGUCGCUUCCUCGGCUGAUGUCGCUGCUGCUGCUGCUGCUCCUGCAGGUGGCGGGGCCGGCAGGCACCCUGGCGGAGACUCUGCUGGACGCGCCAAGGGCCGGGGGCACCAGCUCCAACCCACCCAGCCCCGCAAGCGUGGUGGCCCCGGGAACUACGCCGUUCGAGGAAAGUCGGCUGCCUGUCUUUACCCUGGACUACCCUCACGUGCAAAUCCCCUUUGAGAUCACGCUGUGGAUCCUCCUGGCUUCUCUGGCCAAGAUUGGCUUUCAUCUCUACCACAAGUUGCCCACAAUCGUGCCUGAGAGCUGCCUUCUUAUAAUGGUUGGACUCCUACUGGGUGGGAUUAUUUUUGGUGUUGAUGAAAAAUCUCCCCCGGCAAUGAAGACUGAUGUGUUUUUCUUAUACCUUCUGCCACCCAUCGUGCUUGAUGCUGGCUAUUUCAUGCCCACUCGCCCCUUCUUUGAGAACAUUGGCACUAUUUUCUGGUAUGCGGUGGUAGGGACCCUUUGGAAUUCCAUUGGCAUUGGGGUGUCUUUGUUUGGCAUCUGCCAGAUUGAAGCGUUUGGCCUCAGUGACAUCACUCUGCUCCAGAACCUACUUUUUGGCAGCUUGAUCUCAGCCGUGGAUCCCGUGGCUGUCCUUGCUGUCUUUGAGAACAUCCAUGUCAACGAACAGCUCUAUAUCCUGGUCUUUGGCGAGUCUCUGCUGAAUGAUGCAGUCACAGUGGUCCUGUACAACCUUUUCAAGUCAUUUUGCCAGAUGAAAACCAUUGAGACCAUUGACGUGUUUGCAGGAAUUGCUAACUUCUUUGUGGUAGGAAUUGGUGGAGUGCUCAUCGGCAUCUUCCUGGGAUUUAUAGCAGCAUUUACCACUCGAUUCACUCAUAAUAUCAGAGUUAUCGAACCACUCUUUGUCUUCCUGUACAGCUACUUAUCCUACAUAACAGCUGAGAUGUUUCAUCUGUCAGGCAUCAUGGCAAUCACAGCUUGUGCCAUGACUAUGAAUAAAUAUGUGGAAGAAAAUGUAUCUCAGAAGUCCUACACAACCAUCAAGUACUUCAUGAAGAUGCUGAGCAGUGUCAGUGAGACCUUGAUCUUCAUCUUCAUGGGUGUGUCCACUGUGGGGAAGAACCAUGAAUGGAACUGGGCCUUUGUCUGUUUCACUUUGGCUUUCUGUCUCAUCUGGAGAGCACUGGGUGUCUUUGUCCUGACUCAGGUUAUUAACUGGUUCCGGACCAUUCCCUUGACCUUCAAAGACCAGUUCAUCAUUGCCUAUGGAGGACUCCGGGGUGCCAUCUGUUUCUCCCUAGUGUUUCUCCUUCCUGCCACUGUGUUUCCUCGGAAGAAGCUGUUCAUUACGGCUGCCAUUGUUGUCAUAUUCUUCACUGUCUUCAUCCUGGAAUCUUCUGGCAUCUGCCAUGAGAAUAUGCAACAGGAAGAGAGUAAUUCAGUGCCUCAUUUCAUGCAAAGAUUCCAUGAGAGAGGACCAACUAUUGGACCAGGGUUUAAGAAGUUUGAUGACAGAUAUCUUCGGAAGCUUUUGAUUCGGGAAAACCAACCUAAGUCCAGCAUUGUGUCCUUGUAUAAGAAGCUUGAAAUAAAACACGCCAUCGAGAUGGCAGAGACAGGGAUGAUAAGUACUGUCCCUUCUUUUGCAUCUCUAAAUGAUUGCCGGGAAGAAAAAAUAAGAAAGCUCACACCUGGUGAAAUGGAUGAAAUUCGAGAAAUCUUAUCAAGGAAUCUAUAUCAAAUCCGCCAGCGGACUUUGUCAUACAACAGACACAAUCUGACCACUGAUACAAGUGAGCGGCAAGCCAAGGAGAUUCUGAUCCGUCGCCGGCACAGCUUGAGAGAAAGCAUCAGGAAAGAGAACAGCUUGAAUCGCGAUCGCAGGGCUUCUACUUCAACCUCCCGAUAUUUAUCUUUACCCAAAAACACAAAGCUUCCAGAAAAGCUACAAAAGAAAAAGAUUAUUUCCAAUGCAGAUGGAAACAGCAGUGACUCAGACCCAGACUCCGGGACCACUGUGCUCAAUUUACAACCUCGGGGCAGGCGCUUUUUGCCAGAACAGUUCUCCAAGAAAGCUCCCCAGUCCUAUAAAAUGGAAUGGAAGAAUGAGGUGGACGUGGGUUCUGGCCGAGGGCAGCCCAGCAUCCCCCCAGCACCCCAUAGCAAAGAAGGGGGCACGCAGACGCCGGGGGUCCUGCGGGAGCCCCUUCUCUCCAAAGACCGGUUUGGUCGGGGGAGGGAAGAUAGUUUGACUGAAGAUGUCCCACCCAAGCCCCCACCCAGGCUGGUCCGGAGGGCAUCAGAGCCUGGAAACAGGAAAGGCCGAUUUGGGGGUGAGAAGCCUUAAUGGAAAAGCCCAAAAGCAGACUCGGGCUGACUGACACAGCAGCCACUUUGGUCGGGCACCUUAGAACCUGAUGUCACGGUGAACUUCACUUAAAACCCUAUCUAAAUACUUUCAUUGGGGGAAGUAAAGCCAAGCCAUUGAAUCACGGGAUAAAUGUGGAUCCCACGAAGAGGAAAAUCAAAAAGGAAAUCCUACAAACAUGUCUUGUGUCUCUCUUUCCUAGCAAUUGUAUUCUUUGCAGGCUUGAAGAAAAAAAAAUAAGUGUGCCUUUAAUGAACUUGAAUGACAGAACUUGAAAUUUUUAAAGACAACUUUGUUGGUGAAAAUUUUAAUAUAUUACCUUGAUGCCUCAAAUUUUAUUUAUGAAAAAAAUUGUGUAUCUCUUUACUGUUCAGUUUUUAAGUGGAUGGGAUUAAGAGUUCUGAGAACAUCUUUCCAAAGGGUGAUGCUCAAGUUCUAACAUGUAGAUCCUAAACUAAGGGUUGGGUUCUUUGUCCUGACUGGAUUGACCAGUUGGUAAAGGGAAAACAACUUCAAAUAGAGUGAUCCUCUUACACAUAGUAGGAACCCAGUAAGAAUGGCCACAAGCAGAGGAACAGGACUGACCACAGAACAUAGACUAGAAGUGCCUUUAUGAAAUAACAGGUGAGUUGAUUAUUUGAUCCUUAAUUUGAGGGUGACAGAUAAGCCCCAUUUCCCCUUCUUUAUAGAUAGUGCAAACAAAAAGGCUGUCCAUGGCUGCUUUUUCAAGUCCCACCCAUGAGGCCUUUGUGGCCAAUGAGGAGAGAGGCCAGCACCUGCUUCUACUUUGGAGAUUUUCUACGGUGCAAUGCUGAGAGAAAGGGGCAGGCCAUGCCCAUCUAUGGCCACCUGCUUUAAUAGAAUUCUUUAUCUGUAAAACAUUCUAGAACUUUUUUGUCCAAGGCAGAGGUCCCAAAAGCAGACCCACAAUAGUUUAUAUAAACAGUAUUAAAAAUAAAGUUGGUGAGAUUUCAGCCUUGGACUUUUGCUCAGGAAGCACUUUGGAUAGUGGGAGUACUGUAUUUUGCACUAAUCAGUAAUGUAGUGAUUCAAAUUCACCUUCUAAAAUCAGGUUCUACUUAUGGGAUUACCUCUCAGCAGUAUAGCAGAAAGAAAAGAAGUGGGACAUAAUUAUUAAAGAUUCAUAUUUAAAUCUGUCUCUUAAAUUGUAGAUUUUAUUGACUUUUUUUCUGAAUAUUCCCUCUUUAAAAAUUGAUGGAACAAGAUUCUGUAUUUUUGGAUUUAGAGUUAGUGGUUCACUGCUUUCAGCUUGGAAACGUUUCGCCAUCAGCAAAGAUUGAAAGUGGUAUUGCUGAGGAAAACACAUAUAAAUUAGGCAAAAGACAGUCCUCAGCCAGUCCACCAGCACAUCCGCCAGUCCCAUCAAUCUCCUUUCUUUUUCUAAUAUUCUAGUGUCUUGGAAUACUUCCCCACAGCCUUGUUAAGGAAGAAUGGACAAGAUACAAGUUCAUACAGAUAGUUUAUUUCCUGGCAAUCCUUGAUGGAUGGAAAGUAGUGUACAACACAAUUGGAAAACUACAAGCUCUGUGCCAAAAACUUCAAUUUAAAUGAAAACAUUAUAUAUAUAUGCAUAUACAUAUAUAAAAUAAAAUUGAUGUAGACAUUUAUCAUAGAAAUAUAAUUCAUCCAACAGAUGUGAUCUGAAGGUUGAAGAAUGUCAUUAGGAUGUAUUUAUUUAUGGCACCUGAAAAGGAAGUCUAAUUAAUUUAAAAAUAAAUCUCUUGGGUUUCUAUAUUAAUAAAUCUUGGGCCUGAAGGAGAAAACCAGGAAAUUUUAGUAGAAUUUCUUGCUAAGCAGGUUACAACAAAUUGUACUUUCCCUUAAGUGAAAAGUCACAUAGAAAAUUUGAAGAGUGUAUAAAUUUCUGGAAAGGAAAACCUAAGUCAACUUAUUAUCAACCCUAAGUUUUCUUACUUUUUUGGAAGCAACAGUAAUAAAAAUAAAUUUGAAUUUAUCCUCUU